This is a messenger RNA of Mya arenaria, 779 nucleotides long. RefSeq lists its product as uncharacterized. The record is from RefSeq and is a predicted model, not a curated record. Bases 59 to 565 code for a protein of 168 amino acids. Lineage: Eukaryota; Metazoa; Mollusca; Bivalvia; Myida; Myidae. The transcript is spliced from 4 exons.
CUGCGAUUUCGGGUUUCUUUGUACCGGACUUUAGGCUCUUUACGGACCUGAAUCUAGCAUGGUGUCUGUUAUUUCCAUAUUGUUUUGCAGCUUGUGUGGCGCAACAGUUUUGGCUGUAAUAGUAUUCUGGCUGUGUUAUCUCCGCAGAAAGAGGAAUUACGAACGGAUAAAGUCAACGAAAAAGGUAGCCCAGUUAGUUUUUCCUCCAUCAUUUAACAGCAUUCACAAGAGUCUCCUGAGAAAUUUCAAGUUAAAGCAGCAUGGCAUAGCUUUCAUAGAAUGUUCUAAGACCGAAGUUGAGCAAAAUAAGCCACUGGUGGUGUUAUGCAUUCGCAGCACAAGAGUGCAGGAUACCUGUAAUGGCGCAAUGGAAGGAAUUCAAGCGUCAUGCAAGGUUGCGUUGGUAGUUUUUCACAAAACUGUUGGAAGUACUACGAUGGAGGAUGUCCAAAACAUUGGCUACCAGCACGAGGGUGUGAAAACAACUAUUCACGUUGGAUUUGAUGACAAGAGGUGUUAUUUUACCGCAAAGAAUACAAACGCGAUAUUGUCGUUCUGCAUAUAAAAUAAAGAAUGAUAAAGAAGAUGUUCAUGAUUAUAUAACAUUAGAUGUGUCGUGGCAUAGCUACAUAUCACUCUCAUUAAAACAGUUUUUGGUUUCAUGAAAUUGAAUGAUGAUUAUUUGCUGCCUAUAUUUAGUGCAAAGAACUUAAAGUUUACAUCUAAAUAUUUGUAUAAGUACUUUUACAGGUACACAUGCGAACUGCAUGUUUUGUGGU